AUGAUAGCCCUAUCUCACACAAAUAGUGUGGUUGCAAAUUGCAAUAAUGGGGAACCCGAGGCAGUUGAAAGCAGUGAGGACAGUGCAGUCAUUGAUGAAGAGCAUCAAGCUGAUGAAGAUGGAUUGACUGAAUUGGAGCUAGCUACGCUCGAGGAUUACGAACGAAACUGCGGCACUGUUUUAGACCAGUUUCAAAUUUUGCGUCGAGAAGAAAACAAAAAACGGCUAGCGUUAUUCUGA
This is a messenger RNA of Strongylus vulgaris, 240 nucleotides long. The record is from the annotation of a GenBank genome assembly. Lineage: Eukaryota; Metazoa; Nematoda; Chromadorea; Rhabditida; Strongylidae.